UCUCUCUCUCUCUACCAGUCUCGCUCCCUCUCUCCGUAGCACAGUGCCGACAGCCAAAGGCUUGCACCGUCUCGCCGUCGACGAUGGAGUCGCCUCCGAAACCCUGCGCCUCCCGGAACCCCCUCCUCUCCCUCUCCGCCUUCCUCCACCAGCACUGCCUCCGCCUCGGCUCCGAGCUCUCCUCCCGCCUCGACGAGACCAAGCGCCUCGCCGUAACCCUAGCCGCCAGCUUCCCGCCGCCGCCGCCCCCGCCGCCGUCGCCGCCGCCGGCCCCACGGCGCCUCCUCCGCGCCCUCCCCGCUCCGCCGCCGCCGUUCGCGUCCGUCGCGCAGGCCAAGGCCGCCUCGUCACCGGCCUCCGGCGUCGCGAGGACCCUCGCCGGCACGGCCGUGUAUACCGUCAGCAACUCGAACAACGAGUUCGUGCUUGUCUCUGAUCCGGAUGGAACCAAAUCGAUAGGACUCCUUUGCUUUCGGCAGGAGGAUGCGGAAUCAUUUCUUGCUCAAGUUCGGUUGCGGAGAAGAGAACUCAAAGGUCAGGCUCGGGUUGUUCCCAUCACUCUUGACCAGGUAUACAUGCUAAAGGUGGAAGGAAUUGCUUUCCGGUUUUUGCCUGAUCCAGUGCAAAUAAAGAAUGCAUUAGAGAUGAAAGCAAUGAAAAAUGGGUUUGACGGAGUCCCAGUUUUCCAGUCUGAUCUUUUGGUUGUCAAGAAAAAGAACAGACGUUUCUGCCCAAUAUAUUUCCGGAAGGAAGAUAUUGAAAAGGAAUUGUCAAUGGUCUCCAGGGCAUCAAGAGGAGCAGGUUUAUCUCAGCAUAUCAUGGUUGGAAGUCUAGAAGAUGUUCUCAGAAAAAUGGAGAUGAGUGAGAAGAAUUCAGGAUGGGAAGAUCUGAUAUUUAUUCCCCCAGGAAAAAGCCAUUCUCAACACAUCCAAGAAGUGGUGAAAUCAUAGUGAUUAUGUGCAUUCCUUCUACUGACCAUUUUAGGGAUCUGGAAGCAGACAUUCUUUUGGUGUUCCCAGACUCCUUAUUGAGUAGAUGGGACUGGACUCCACCGAGGCUAAAUGGCGCAGGAAAUCGUCGCUUGGAGAAUGAUCAAAGAGCAGUAUAGGUUAAAUGUGAACUGCCGAAAAAUGUCAGAAACAUGUGGGGGUACUGUAAAAUGGAACUUGUGCAAUGCCUGUGUACAAUUUGUUGGAGGUUUUCUGCCCACCCCUUUAUGAUCUCUAUAGCGGUGUUUUCUACA
Messenger RNA from Syzygium oleosum, 1243 nucleotides. Its product is annotated as protein TIC 22, chloroplastic. Gene Ontology annotation, biological process: protein transport. The transcript is spliced from 9 exons. The record is from RefSeq and is a predicted model, not a curated record. Gene Ontology annotation, cellular component: chloroplast. The coding region runs from base 84 to 950 and encodes 288 amino acids. NCBI's taxonomy places the organism in Eukaryota, Viridiplantae, Streptophyta, Magnoliopsida, Myrtales, Myrtaceae.